Messenger RNA from Vicia faba (fava bean), 2100 nucleotides. The record is from the annotation of a GenBank genome assembly. NCBI's taxonomy places the organism in Eukaryota, Viridiplantae, Streptophyta, Magnoliopsida, Fabales, Fabaceae.
AUGUCAGAAACCGAAACGUUCGCCUUUCAAGCUGAGAUCAACCAGCUUCUCAGUCUUAUUAUCAACACUUUCUACUCCAACAAGGAGAUCUUUCUCAGGGAACUUAUCAGUAACGCCUCUGAUGCCUUGGACAAGAUCCGUUUUGAGUCUUUGACAGACAAGAGCAAGCUCGAUGGGCAACCUGAGUUGUUCAUCCAUAUCAUUCCUGACAAGGCUAACAACUCUUUGACCAUUAUCGACAGUGGUAUUGGAAUGACCAAAGCUGAUUUGGUGAACAACUUGGGUACCAUUGCAAGGUCUGGUACCAAGGAAUUCAUGGAAGCUAUUGCUGCUGGUGCUGAUGUUAGCAUGAUUGGACAGUUUGGUGUUGGUUUUUACUCUGCUUAUCUUGUUGCUGAGAAGGUGAUUGUGACCACCAAGCAUAAUGAUGAUGAACAGUAUGUGUGGGAGUCUCAAGCUGGUGGGUCCUUCACUGUUACCAGGGAUACAUCUGGUGAGGUUCUUGGAAGGGGUACUAAGAUCACCCUAUACCUUAAGGAGGAUCAGCUUGAGUAUCUUGAGGAGCGCCGAUUGAAGGAUUUGGUUAAGAAGCAUUCUGAGUUUAUCAGUUACCCAAUUUCUCUAUGGAUUGAGAAGACUAUUGAGAAGGAGAUUUCUGAUGAUGAGGAUGAGGAGGAUAAGAAGGAUGAGGAGGGUAAAGUAGAGGAAGUUGAUGAAGAGAAGGAGAAAGAGGAGAAAAAGAAGAAGACCAUUAAGGAGGUGUCUCAUGAAUGGGAUUUGGUGAACAAGCAAAAGCCUAUUUGGAUGAGGAAGCCAGAAGAGAUUGGAAAGGAAGAAUACUCUGCUUUCUACAAGAGUCUUACAAAUGAUUGGGAAGAGCAUUUGGCUGUCAAGCACUUCUCUGUUGAGGGUCAGCUUGAGUUUAAGGCUGUUCUCUUUGUACCCAAGAGGGCACCCUUUGAUCUUUUUGACACCAAGAAGAAGCCCAACAACAUCAAGCUUUAUGUCCGUAGGGUCUUUAUCAUGGACAACUGUGAAGAGUUGAUUCCUGAGUAUCUUGCCUUUGUUAAGGGUAUUGUUGAUUCUGAGGAUCUUCCUCUUAACAUUUCAAGAGAGACAUUGCAGCAGAACAAGAUCUUGAAGGUUAUCCGCAAGAACUUGGUUAAAAAGUGCCUUGAACUUUUCUUUGAAAUUGCUGAGAACAAGGAGGAUUACAACAAGUUUUAUGAAGCUUUCUCUAAAAAUUUGAAGCUUGGUAUCCACGAGGAUUCCCAGAACAAGGGAAAGAUUGCUGAACUUUUAAGAUACCACUCCACCAAGAGCGGUGAUGAGCAGACCAGUCUCAAGGAUUACGUCACAAGGAUGAAGGAAGGCCAGAGUGACAUCUACUACAUUACUGGUGAAAGUAAGAAGGCUGUUGAGAACUCUCCAUUCUUGGAGAAGUUGAAGAAGAAGGGAUAUGAAGUUCUGUAUAUGGUUGAUGCUAUUGAUGAGUAUGCUGUUGGCCAACUCAAGGAAUUUGAGGGAAAGAAGUUGGUAUCUGCCACCAAGGAAGGUUUGAAACUUGAAGAAACUGAAGAUGAGAAGAAGAAACAGGAAGAAUCAAAGGAGAAGUUCGACAAUCUCUGCAAGGUGAUUAAGGAGGUUUUGGGUGACAAGGUUGAGAAGGUUAUUGUUUCUGACCGUGUUGUUGAUUCACCAUGCUGUCUUGUGACUGGUGAAUAUGGCUGGACUGCUAACAUGGAAAGGAUCAUGAAAGCUCAGGCUUUGAGAGACAGCAGCAUGGCUGGUUACAUGUCAAGCAAGAAAACAAUGGAGAUCAACCCAGAGAACUCCAUCAUGGAGGAGCUGAGGAAACGUGCUGAUGCUGACCGCAACGACAAGUCCGUGAAGGACCUUGUUCUCUUGCUCUUUGAGACUGCUCUCCUCACUUCUGGGUUCAGCCUUGACGAGCCAAACACCUUUGGAAACAGGAUCCACAGAAUGUUGAAGCUUGGAUUGAGCAUUGAUGAUGAUGCAGCUGAAGCUGAUGCUGAUAUGCCACCGUUGGAGGAAGCUGAUGCUGAUGCUGAGGGAUCCAAGAUGGAGGAGGUUGAUUAA